This is a messenger RNA of Paraglomus brasilianum, 2079 nucleotides long. The record is from the annotation of a GenBank genome assembly. NCBI's taxonomy places the organism in Eukaryota, Fungi, Glomeromycota, Glomeromycetes, Paraglomerales, Paraglomeraceae.
AUGGCAGAUAACCCUAUUGCUUUAACGGCUGCCGCCUCUCUUGCAACCGCUUCGAGGCUUAUGGAAGGCACGCAAAGACUGCUUUUCCACCAGCUUCAGACCCGCAAAGAAGGAACGAAUUCUUCUGCCGAUUACGUUAUCGUGGUUAAGACGAAACAAAAUGCUGAAGAGGACAAAGACCAGUUAAGCCAGCGUCUUCGAGACACUUGCCUGCGAAUAAUGACCCAACUAAAUGGGGCUGGGCUGAAAUUUGAAGUGCGACGGGGUUCAAAAGAGUUUAUAUUCUUUUUCGUUCUUUGUUCAACUGAGCGGCUGAAGCUAGAAGUACGUAGAGCCAGAUUGGCUGAUUGGCUGACUGGUGUCCGUAUCCGCGACGUUGACGACGAUUCUGCCGAUGGAAGUGAUUCUCAACUAACGGAAGCUGAGCGUCUCCGAUUGGUGUAUGAUAUAAUUACGAAUCCUCGCUCAGAGGGGGGAGCGGAUAUAAAACCAGGUUCCGAUAAGCUCGAACUGGUAGGAUCACUACUUCCUCUUCAUGACAGAGUGUACAACGAUGACUGGAUUAAAAGUUGGUCAACAAAAUGGAUUAUUAAUAAAAAUGAUUUGAUGAGCUUGCGAAACCAUUUUGGAGAAAAAAUAGCCUAUUAUUUUGCGUUUCUACAGUAUUAUGCUCUUUGGUUAAUUGCUCCGUCAAUCGCCGAGUUCUGGAAACGCAAAGAAAGAGAGCUAUCUAUUUUAUGGGGCACUCGCAAUUUCUCUCGGUUCGAGAAACGACGGCCCGCUUUUCGUGAAGAGAAAUACGUAAAGAAUCCUAUAACUGGCGAAUUGCAACCGUACUUUCCACCGUGGAAGCGAUGGCUUAGGCGCGCGAUUGCAGCCCCUGUAAUCAUUGUAUUUAGCUUUACUUUGGCUACAGCUCUUAUCUUCUAUAUUCUUCUUGAAGUUAUCGUGUCCGAAUACUAUACUGGGCCCUUCCGAGAACAAGUUAUUUAUCUACCAACUGUUAUAUAUUGCAUUUUGGUCCCAGCAAUUAAUAUAGUAUACAAUCGGAUUGCCCGCCAGCUUAACGAAUAUGAGAAUCACGAGACCGAAUCCUAUCAUGAGUAUAAUUUAUCACAAAAGAUAUUUAUCGCCAAUUUCCUAAUUGGUUAUCUUUCUCUGUUUUUUAUUGGAUGGGUCUAUAUUCCGUAUAACAAGGAAAUUGGAGAAUUCUUCCAUGAUCUGGCUGAGAUACUGGGCUUGUCAAUAACUGUAAAGCCAGUAGGAUCAGAGAGGUUGAAGAACGAAUUGAAAUAUUUCAUCAUCACUGCACAAGUUAUUAACUUUGUUACAGAAGUUGUACUGCCAUAUGCUUUAAGAUAUGGUGAGCACUGCGUUCAAAAGGCAAAAAGCCUUAGCAACACUUCAUCAGAUAACAAUGGAGUGAAUGAGGAUGAAGCCGGGUUUCUCAAAAGAGUUAAGAGAGAAGUAGAUCUACCGGUUUAUGACAUUUAUGAAGACUAUGCUGAAAUGAUUCUUCAGUACGGCUAUGUUAGUCUAUUUGCUGUAGUAUGGCCGUUGACGCCGAUCUGUGCCUUUGUUAAUAAUUGGAUCGAACUUCGAUCGGAUGCAAUUAAACUUUGCGCGCACACUAGGCGGCCUAUUCCAGCAAGAGCGGAUAGCAUUGGCCCUUGGUUAGAUAGCUUGACAAUAAUUACAUGGUUGGCAACUAUCACCAACCCAUCGUUCGUAUAUUUAUAUCAUCCGAGUUCAAAUGCCUUUGCUUCCCCAUCAGCUAUGCUAGUGACUGUCACAUUGAUCUGGUUCGCAGAACACAUUCUCAAUGUAUUGCGAUAUGCUUUACAACAAAUGUUAAAUGCUUUUCCCAGCUGGGCUGAUGAGUUGGUUCAGAAAGAAGAAUAUGAAUUAAAGAAGCGCUGGACGGAAAGGGUUGGAAUCGCUCCAGUUUUAUCACUAGAAAACGAAAAUCAUAGUGAGGCGUCAAAUAAGGAGAAAAGUGAGUUGCUUCGGUACGAAACGACUCAUGCAGACCACCAAGAGAUCUUGAAAGAGAUACUCGAGCAUCUAAAAAUGGAAUGA